AUGUCACCUCCCGUGUCACCAACAUCCGACACCCACAACACUCAUACACAAAUGGCCAUCCUUCGAUUAGUCGGUGCUACUGUCCUCGGUGGUGGCGCCUAUGCGACCUACAAGGCCACCUCGCUGUCCCAGCAGUACCCUCUCACACCUGCCAGCGACAUACAGAAUCGUCCCGGCAUCCUCGCCGUCAUUCCCGAGGGCAACGGCGCCUUUGAAGUCGUAUCCACGACCAUCCAAGCCCCACCCGCCCGCGCCCGCGCGGACCCCAUUGGCACCACCAUCGACGCCUUUUACGCGGGGUGGACCCUCCGGCUCGAGGCCUGGGCAUCUCGGAGGUACAACCUCGUCGGCCGCCGUCCCUCCAGUGCCGACAAGGACAUUACGCCGCCGCUCGCGUACGCUUCGGGCAUCUUCCAAGUAAUCCACCGCGAACCCGACAGCGUCACCGUCCUGUGGUCGGCGCCAGGAGCCAGCGAGGAGACGGCGGUCACGCACGCCAUGCCUGAGGGUGUGCAGGUUAUCGCCGCCCAGCUCAACGACAAUGGCGGACUGGACAUUUCGUACGCCUGCGCCCAGGACCUCCCACCGGGGAACAAGCUCGUCUACGCCGUCAUGAUGAAGUUUCACCACGUCUACAUGCGUUUCCUAUUGGACGAAACCAAGAAGCGUCUUGAACAGUGGGCAAGGGAGGGACAGUGA
Molecule: messenger RNA, 699 nt
Organism: Apiotrichum porosum
Lineage: Eukaryota; Fungi; Basidiomycota; Tremellomycetes; Trichosporonales; Trichosporonaceae
Exons: 1
Coding region: 1-699 (232 amino acids)
Source: RefSeq, a predicted model, not a curated record